Molecule: messenger RNA, 633 nt
Organism: Magnusiomyces paraingens
Lineage: Eukaryota; Fungi; Ascomycota; Dipodascomycetes; Dipodascales; Dipodascaceae
Exons: 1
Coding region: 1-633 (210 amino acids)
Biological process (GO): box C/D snoRNP assembly; snoRNA localization; maturation of LSU-rRNA from tricistronic rRNA transcript (SSU-rRNA, 5.8S rRNA, LSU-rRNA)
Cellular component (GO): nucleus; pre-snoRNP complex
Source: RefSeq, a predicted model, not a curated record
AUGACUUCUAAACAAACAUCAGGUGGAAUCAAGUGUGGGGUGUGUCAUGCAGUUCCACCAAAGUACAAAUGUCCCCGGUGUGCACUCCCAUACUGCUCGCUGGUAUGCUUCAAAGCACACAAGACACAAGGGUGUGGAGAUUUCAGUAGUAAUAGUAAUAGUAGUAAUGAUAAAGAUCUUAAGAGUAGUAAGGAAGAAGGCGACAGAAAUUCAUCUACAGAAUUUAGUAAAACUACUGAGCCGUUAUUAGAAGGAGAGGCUGGCCACGGGUUGCCACCACCACCACCACCACUAUCAGCUCCAGAAUCAACAUCAUUACAGCAACAAGAACAACAAGAACAACAACAAAAACUAGUGGAAGACGGCUUACCUAUUGACGAGCGAUUUGAAGCAGUUAUUCGGGACGAACAAAUUCAAGCCUUGUUACGGUACGACGCGCUACGAUUUCAUUUGAAAAAUUUGUUUUCGUUGCAAACGGACGCUAAGCAUGCAGGUGAAAACACAGCAGAAGGUCGGCGUGCAGUUGCUCUGCGCAAGUUAACUGAGCUACGGGUUGGAGGGCUGGAGGCCAAUGAGUUGGUGGAGGAGUUUUGUGAGCGUGUGAUGGCUAUUUUGGAAGGCCAAGAGCCGUGA